Molecule: messenger RNA, 1926 nt
Organism: Aegilops tauschii subsp. strangulata
Lineage: Eukaryota; Viridiplantae; Streptophyta; Magnoliopsida; Poales; Poaceae
Molecular function (GO): protein binding
Source: RefSeq, a predicted model, not a curated record
UGGCUCACCACACUGCAAACAACGAGCCAUCGGUGGUUGGCAGGGAUUUGCAAGCUUCAAUGCAGUUGGGUACGAGGCGCCGCCGGCGUUCCUCCGAGCCAGGCCCUGCCGGCGGAGCGGACUACCUCAGCGCCCUCCCCGAAGAUCUCCUCCUCCUGGUCCUCGCCCGCCUCGGCUGCGCCGCCGCCGCCGCGCGCACGGGCCUCCUCUCCCGCCGAUGGCGCGGCCUGUGGGCCCGCCUCCGCGACCUCUCCUUCCGGGGCCUCGCGUUCCCGUCGCUCCAGGCGGCGCUCGGCCGCGUAUCCCGCCCCCCUCCCGCGGUCUCCCUCCUCGAGAUCCACGUCCCCAGCCAGAACUGGCCCGAGGACGGGCCCGCCGCCGGCGCCGUCACCUCGCUGCUGCGCGCCGCCGCGCUGCUCGCGCCUGAGAAGCUCGUCUUCACUUUCCCGUUGGACUCACAUCUGAGUUACGCGGGCGUCGACCUGCCGUGCUUCCACCGCGCCACCUCGAUUGUGCUGGAGUGGAUCCCCUUCGUCCUCGCCGGGGGCGAGUACCCCGCCCUUCAGACGCUGUCCAUCAGGGGCUGCGAAGUUGACGACCUCGGUGCCUUGCUCUCCCUCUGCCCACACCUGCGCGCGCUCAGGCUCAUUUGGCUGGGCGGCGACGACGACCGGACGACAGUCCACUCAACGUCGCUGCAGGAGCUUGUCAUGGAGGCAAUGUGGGCACGCCGAGUGGACAUCGUUGCCCCCAUGCUUAAGCAAUUGACGGUGUCCUUGCACGCCUACGAGCAGGCGAGCAUCUCCAUCUUGGCACCAAUGGUGGAGAAGGUCUCGUGGCAAUGCCUCUAUCAGAAUAGAACUAUUUGGUUUGGUCUUUGGUGCCUCGAGAAGCUGAGCCUACAGACGGCAGAGGCUCAGGAACAGCUCCCUUCUUUGCACAUUCAUGCCUGCAGUUGCUUGUUUGACUUUUCCAAUGAAGAAGCCAACUUUGCAGAGGAGAUAGAGAAGCACCUGGUUGCUGACUUCUCUGCUUUGGAGCUACAUCUGACAACAACGGGCCAUGUUUUUGGAGCAUUUGUGUCACAUCUUCUUGGGUUAAAUUGGAUCUGUAGUGUUAUAACUUAUAAGGAGGCUUAAGGUCGUCCUACAGUCAUCACAGGAUAUAGAUGUGUGCCAUGCAGUUUGUCCUUGUCAGCCUACGAACUGGAGGACCCAAAUUAUCGCCUUGACUGCUCUUGAAGAAGUAGAAAUAGAUGGCUUUGAAGGAGAGGAUCAUGAGCUUGAUUUCUUGAAACUGGUAUUUAGUUGUGCACCAAUGCUUAAAACAAUGGUUGUGAAGCUGUCAGACGAGGUCUCGUCAGUUGAUGAUAGAUGCACAAAAAUAUACGACAUCUUCAGGGGGUAUUCCUCUGUGAAAUGCAAUGUUUAUAUUAUCUCUGGGGUAAUGCAUCACAGCGAAAAUUGCCGGCUGACUUGAUUCUCAUCCUUACAUGGACAAGAUCAUCCUUCCCCGUGCCGGACUGUUAGCUGGUUUCAGGAUUCUGCUUGGUUGCUUCAACUAAAAAAAAUGAGGUGUUGUUUUGGCAGUUCGCUGCUACUAUAGGCUCAGAAUGUUGCACUCUUAGUUAUAUUCAGUUGUCAAAGUCAUUGUGCUCAACCGAUACAUGUCAGUCCUGAUCUCCAAGUGGUUCUGUUAGGCCUAUAAUUUCAAUUGCGUUAUGUCUCCCUCUUCUCUGAACUACCGCACCCUAUAUGAUGAACAGAGUUGCAUAUGUACUCAUUCUAGCUCUUCCUUGGGUCACUUUGUAAAGUCGAUGCUGACUUGUGAGAGUUUACUCGCAACUUCCGAUUAGUAAAGUCGCAGACUGUACUCUAUUGAACAAGUCGGAUCCUUCACCUUCGUUGUUUGCUGUUGUUUGAUGUC